Callorhinchus milii (elephant shark) is the source of this 1999-nucleotide messenger RNA. It is a transcript of the gene bnip3, whose product is annotated as BCL2 interacting protein 3. Gene Ontology annotation, biological process: mitochondrial outer membrane permeabilization; positive regulation of apoptotic process. NCBI's taxonomy places the organism in Eukaryota, Metazoa, Chordata, Chondrichthyes, Chimaeriformes, Callorhinchidae. The transcript has 6 exons. Bases 24 to 635 code for a protein of 203 amino acids. Gene Ontology annotation, cellular component: mitochondrial outer membrane; nucleus; mitochondrial envelope. The record is from RefSeq and is a predicted model, not a curated record.
CCCACCACCCACCACCCACCGCCAUGAGCGAGCAACGACAGAGCCAUCAGGAGGAGAGUUUGCAGGGAUCCUGGGUCGAGUUGCACUACAGCAGCAACGGUAACAAUGGGAGCAGUACACAGAACGGAGGGCAUGAGCAGAUCCCAGCAUCCACCUCGAUCCUGAAUGGUGAAAUGGAAAAGAUACUGCUUGAUGCACAGCAUGAAUCAGGACGAACUAGCUCCAGAGGAAGCUCUCACUGUGACAGCCCUCCCCGCUCCUUGACUCCUCAACAACCUUGUCGUGGUUCAGAUGUGGACGUGCAGAGCAAUGGAGAAAAAAACAGUUCGCAAUCUGAAGAAGAUUAUCUUGAGAGAAGACGAGAAGUUGAAAACAUGAUGAAGAAAAAUGCUGACUGGAUAUGGGAUUGGUCAAGCAGACCUGAAAACAUCCCCCCUAAGGAAUUCCAGUUUAAACACCGUAAACGUUCUGCCACUUUGAGUAUAAGGAAUACAGGAGUCAUGAAGAAAGGUGGUAUUUUCUCAGCUGAAUUUCUGAAAGUCUUUCUGCCGUCCCUUCUUAUCUCCCACAUACUGGCUGUGGGUUUGGGAAUUUAUAUAGGCAGACGCAUUAGCACCCCAUCUAGUACUGUCUGAAGGAACGUCGUUGGACACAUACAGGUACAGCAUUCAGCGGGUCCUGUGAAGAAUUCUUUGAGAGGCAGCCACAGGCUAUAGUAUUGGUCUAUAUUCCGGUAGAUGCUGUUUUAUUGUUUAAUUAUAACACUAGAGAGUAUGUCAUAGUUGUUCACCUGCUGCCUCCUUGAAAAAUGUAUUGAAUAAACUCAAAAACAUUUGCAUGUAGCACAGCCCUGAGGCAGAACAGGAUUUGAUUUCACAGAAAUCUUUUCAUAAAGGAAUGAACUGUGGUGCUGUGGAUUUAAUAUUCCUAAUGUAUAAUAUAAAAGCUGACCUGUUUGAUUUAAGAGCCAGCAGUAUAGCAUAUUUUCACAAUAUCUCAAAAGUAUUGUAGAAGGUGGACAAACUUAAUUCAUUUUAAUUAAUGGAUUUGUGUGCACUGCUCACAUUGGUUUAUAAAACUAACAAAUUAACUGCUAAAUAAAAAUGUGAUUGUUUGAGAUUUGUAUUUGCUACCAAAGCAAAAAUACACAAAAUUAUGAAUAGCAAGAAUCAACAAAGCAAGAAGUGUAUUGUUUAUUUUGUCAUUGCUAAUGUGACAAUAGUCAAAUAUGUACAACCAAAGGUUUAUGUGAUUAAACGAAUAACAUUGUAAUCUUGUUCAGAAUUCAGUACCACAGAUUUGAGUUUUUACAUCUCUUAUGGAAAUGUUAUAAAACAGAGCAUGAUAGAUGUUUUUGAGAAAGAUAACUUUUUUAAAGGGAGAAGAAUGGCUUUUAAAUCAAUUUCCCCUACAAAACAAUCUGUAACUAACAAUUGCAAAGGUUUUGCUUCCAGAUUUAUAAAUAUUGAGAAUUGCACUGCCUUAAGCAUAAGUCAGAUUUCAAUAUGCAGAACAUGCAUAAUAUGCACUUUUCCGUGACUGCACUGGAUUUCAAUGAUGAACUGUCUCCGUGAUAAACCACAAGAAAGCAAUACAUCCAAGACUUGACUGCAUUUGUUUUAAUGUACUUGAUUAUAUAUGAAUAUUUAAAAAUAAAUUAGCCCAAUUUAUGUGUACCUUAUAUUGCUGAAAUGCUUGUUUAGAAAUGGUCUUCAUCUAAGAAGCCAAGUUAGAACAGAUGUUUCAUGCAGUUGUUAAAAGUCUGAGAGCCGACUUGUGUAAUAGUGUCAAAUUUUGCUGUAUGCUUCGUGUUUGCAAUCAGAAUCAAACUGUUUAAUUUGUUUUGAAAAUCUGUGAAGUAAAAAUUAAAGUCUUGUAUUAUCAUUAAAUUCCAUAUGGUGGAUCCUCUUGAUGUUCUUAAUCAUUAUCUAUGCAUUACGUUCUAGGUGUGCUAUAGGAACUUUAAAAUAAAUGCUGUACAUACAGUCUUUAUAAUCUA